ACCUUCACGACAAAACUUGUUUGAACAAUUACCAUCGUUUUAAGGCGAAGACCGGAAACGACGGCACGUAGAUUUUCAGAGUAAAGGUCAACGCAAUAGAACGUUUGUACGCUAGAAAUGUGACGCGAUCAUCUGCCGGGCUAGUGUGUUCAAAGAUGAGGAAACUCCGGACAGAAGACAUGUUGGAUUGAAAAGUAAAAAUCUCGGCCACCGUACGCGCGUUACUAAGCAACGUAGACGCGCGAGCGCGCGUGACGGUGGAGGCGGUCGGUCCACCUGCAGGAGGUUCGCUCAAACAAUAAAGGACCACGAAGUUUCCACUGGCCACAAGCGACUAAACGGACAAAGACAACGAAGUAGCUGCACCGGUUUUACGCAAUGAGCUACUCGUUUUGUCUUUGUCUUGUGUUUUCAUAUAAAGGAGCUUUAUAUGUACAGGUGACUGUAUACAUUCUAUGUAGUCUUGAUUUGGAUGUUUACGAUGGUCAUUUACAUUUGAAAGGAUUGGAAAUCUAGUUCAAGUCUUCAAGUUGUAGCAAACCGUAGUCGACUUUAAUUAAACUAAAUCCCCCCCCCAAAAAAGUGUGGUGGAUGAAAUUGCUGAGUGUCUAGUUAAAACCACAGUGGCAGGUGAGCAAAAAUGUUAAUGUCGAGCCCUGCACAUGAUCUAGUGCAGCUUAGUGAACUAAGUCCAUUUACUUAGUUCACUAAGCUGCACUCUAUCAGCGCCGAGGAAACGGGCUGAUGUUGAGUCCAACAACUGGAAGAGAAAAAUAGCUUGAUUCAUUAACAAGAAACAUUUGUUUCUGUUAAUGUUUCUAAGUUAAUGUUAUUACCAGAUGAACGUGUAAUGUGGCUCAAAGGCCGUGAAAACCAGCACAAUGCACGUUGUGGGGAAAAGUCUAUUUGUGUUCUAUUGCAAGAAGUCCAGAGGGGAGAAAGGGGAUGUGAAGUCUGUGACGUGUAUGUGCCUCAGGGUAAAGAACGUGGCGGUCCUUCUACAAUGAGAUCAUUGUGCGUGCGCAGAACCUCCCAAAACACUCCAUAAAAGAAUGAAAGGUCUUUAUGGAUUCAUGAUGGAAGUAAUAAAUACAUGACAUUACAAGAUGUAUACUAACAUCUAACUAUGCUAGCAAAUGAGCCCUAAACAUCACGUGGAUUGAUCACAAUCAUAAACGUCGAAAAGACGUUCACGUUUGGACCCGUUUUUUAACGUUAUUCAUAAUAUCGUAAACUGGUGGUGGUAAACUUACACGUGUGGACGUAGUUUCUUUUUAAACCUCUACAAUAAAAGAUAUAUGGCACAAAGAAGAGGAUGAAAGAUUAGCACAGAGCUCCCGAGCGUCGCCGUAUGAAAAAUCACGCUGAAAUGUGGUCUAAAUGUGAACGUUUUUUCACUUUUAAACCAAUUUUCAACGUCUCUUCAAUCAAAAUCAAUACUCGCUGGGUAACGUUAUAACAUGGAGCAGUUUGUUCUAGCGUCUUAUGUGUAUUUAAAAACACAAACAUCGGUUACCAACGUCACGUGACUUAAGCGAUGUCCUAAACUAACGUGUGAUGUUAAAUAUUAUAACAUUCCUAUCGGUAGAUAUUCGAGUGUAUUCUAUUACGUUGCAUUUCAAAGUGAACUCUUCCGCGCUGUCGACCCGCCUGAAUUAGUGAUGUGCCGCGCUGCAUGCUGGGAUAUGCUGGAGCAGCCGACGGAUUGGGACAGGCGAGUUGUAGCCGAUUCGCAGCGGAAGUGACGUAUGCGGGCUGUGAGACACAGCGCGGGGGACAGCGUGCGGGACAGGCUCCUUGUUCGGUUCUCCGGGAGGAGAGACUCGCGAUUCACAGACCAAAUGGCUUCCAGAUCCGAGGAGGAGCUCCUCUGUCCGGUCUGUCAUGAAGUCUUCAAGAACCCUGUUGUUCUGUCAUGUAGCCACAGCUUCUGUAAAGUCUGUCUGAAGAGCUGGUGGAGAGAGAAACAAGCUCAGGAGUGUCCAGUUUGUAGGACAACAUCUUCAGGGUCACAUCCACCUUGUAACCUGGUGUUAAAGAACCUGUGUGAGGCCUUCUUACUGGAGAGAGCUUCAGAGACUCUCUGCAGUCUGCACUCUGAGAAGCUCAGACUCUUCUGUCUGGACCAUCUGCAGCCAGUGUGUCUCGUCUGCAGAGAUUCACAGAAACACACCAACCACAGAUUCAGACCCAUCGAUGAAGCUGCUGUAGAACACAAGAAGAACCUUCAGGAACCUCUGGAGGCCUUAAAGGAGAAGUUAAAGCUCCUUGAACAAGUUAAAGUGACGUGUGAUCAAACAGCAGCAUACAUGAAGGUCCAGGCCCGAGACACAGAGAGGCUGAUUCAGGAUCAGUUUAAGAAGCUUCACCGGUUUCUAAAGGAGGAAGAGGAGGCCAGGAUCUCUGCUCUGAGGGAGGAAGAGGAGCAGAAGAGUCAGAUGAUGGAGGAGAAGAUGGAGCCUCUGAGCAGAGAGAUAGCAGCUCUUUCAGACACAGUCAGAGCCACAGAGGAGCAGCUGAGAGCUGAAGACGUCUCCUUCCUGAACCACUACAAGGCUGCAGUGGAAAGAGUCCAGCAGCGCCCCCUGCUGGAGGACCACCAGCUGCCAUCAGGAGUUCUGAUAGACCAGGCCAAACACCUGGGCAACCUGACCUACAACAUCUGGAGCAAGAUGAAGAAGAUGGUCUCCUACACUCCUGUGGUUCUGGACCCAAACACUGCUCAUCCAGGACUCAUCCUGUCUGAAGAUCUGACCAGCGUGAGAGGAGGAGAGAUACAGAAGCUUCCUGAUAAUCCAGAGAGGUUUGAGGAACGCUGGUAUGUUCUGGGCUCUGGGGGAUUUAACUCAGGGACUCACAGCUGGGAUGUUGAAGUAGGAGACGGUAGAGGCUGGUAUCUGGGUGUGUCAGCAGAGUCUGUCCAGAGGAAAGGAACCGUACUGUCUGGGAUAUUGGGAAUAGGGUUCUGUAAAGAUAAAUACCGUGCAUGGUCACCACCAGCUCUAGCCACUGUUCUCUCUGUGAAGAAGAAGCCUCAGAGGAUCAGAGUGCAUCUGGACUGGAACAGAGGGAAGCUGCGUUUCUUUGAUCCUGAUGCUAACACACACAUACACACCUUCACACACACCUUCACUGAGAGGAUGUUUCCAUUCAUUGGCACAGGACAUAAAGUGAAGAUCUCACCUCUGAAGAUCAGUGUGAUAAAGUGAAGCUUUCUGAACCAGUGAAGCUUUCCAGCCAAUCGUAUUGGAAAAAGGUUCAUUCAUUCAAUGCAUCGCAAACUCUAUGAUGACGUCUGCUGUUGAAAACUUGUAGUGCAAAUUUAUCGAAUAGCCCACCAGUAUAUUUUGG
Messenger RNA from Gasterosteus aculeatus aculeatus (three-spined stickleback), 3351 nucleotides. NCBI's taxonomy places the organism in Eukaryota, Metazoa, Chordata, Actinopteri, Perciformes, Gasterosteidae. The record is from RefSeq and is a predicted model, not a curated record.